AAGUCAUUGACAAACAAGAGGAGUCAAAAUACAAAGAGAGGAAAAAAUAGGGAAAAAAAACACGUUUCAAAUGGCAAUGAGAUCAGCACUGAGUCGAUUCAACAGUGCGACGCGGUAUCGAUCAAUGGAGUCAACUCGUGGUGCGAUUCGGUACUUGAGCGAUGAUAAGGGUCGGAUCCUGAGCGAGGAGGAACGAGCUAAGGAGAACGUUUACAUCCAGAAAAUGGAGAGGGAGAGGCUGGAGAAAAAGAAGAAGGCUGAGAAGGAGAGGGCAGAGAAAGAGAAAGAGGGUACUCAGAAGGUAUGACUGCAACACUGAAGAGGCUCACAAGGGUUGACUGGAUAAUCUGUAGUACAUUAUGACUCUUUGCUUUGAAAGUGAUAAUGACAAGUACUGCAAAUAAAUGUUGUGAAUCUUGACUCUUGAUGAGACUGCUUCUUGUAUAGGGUGUGACUCUUUCUGAUAUCUAAUCUCCGAGCUAGUUGCAGAUAAUCUUAUUUUAUGUGGUUGUUAAUCAGUUGAGAUGCCUUUUUUAUUUACUUGAAAUAAAAUUGGUUUGUCACUCAUGCUGCUGCUGGUGGAUUCGUUGCAAUCUUCUUUUUGCUUCACUUAUUGAUAAUUAUGAUGAAAAUGCUGCUGAUAGUUUGAAUAUAGCAGUUCACAUUUUCUGUAA
Molecule: messenger RNA, 674 nt
Organism: Theobroma cacao (cacao)
Lineage: Eukaryota; Viridiplantae; Streptophyta; Magnoliopsida; Malvales; Malvaceae
Product: F1F0-ATPase inhibitor protein
Cellular component (GO): respiratory chain complex I
Source: RefSeq, a predicted model, not a curated record